Molecule: messenger RNA, 1770 nt
Organism: Eptesicus fuscus (big brown bat)
Lineage: Eukaryota; Metazoa; Chordata; Mammalia; Chiroptera; Vespertilionidae
Gene: PROX2
Product: prospero homeobox 2
Exons: 4
Coding region: 1-1770 (589 amino acids)
Biological process (GO): regulation of transcription by RNA polymerase II
Cellular component (GO): nucleus
Molecular function (GO): RNA polymerase II cis-regulatory region sequence-specific DNA binding; DNA-binding transcription factor activity, RNA polymerase II-specific
Source: RefSeq, a predicted model, not a curated record
AUGGAGCAAGUGACCCUGGAGCAGGGGAUGGAUCCGAACUCUGGCUUGGAAGGGAGGAGAAGCCCGUCGCCCCAUGAGCAGGGCGGAGAUGCCUCCUUUCCCUGGAACCGGGUCCCCAAUCCCAGCCUCACCGACCCUGACUGGUUUUGGGAUGAGCACAUCCAGGCCAAGAGGGCCCGCGUGGAGACCAUCAUCCGAGGCAUGUGCCUCUCCCCUAACCCUCUGGUGCCCGGCAGCGCCCGAGCCGGGGACAGCCCCAGCUGCCCGGAGAAGGCCCGGGAGCGGAAGAGGAAGCAGGACCUUCCCACGCAGCAGCCCCCCCUGAAGCCAGGCCCUGCUGGGAGCCAGGGCGGCAGGAAGGGGGGCCCUCACGUGAGAGAACAGCUUCACCUGCUGAAGCAACAGCUGAGACAACUGCAGGAGCACAUCCUGCAGACUGAGCCCCGGGACUCGGCGCCCGGCCCUCGGAGUGCAAAGCAGAGGGAUGGCUGCGGGCGGCGGCCCUGGGCUACGGACAGUGGCCGCCACCAGGGUUCCAGUGGGGACCUCCCUGGGCUGGAAGAACACAGAGUGGCUGAGGUCGAUCACCAGCCUGAGGAAGCCAGGUUCCUUCCUUCCGGAACACGAGCUUUGCUGGAGAUCCUGAGGAAAGAACUGACGGGGGCAGUGUCCCAGGCUGUGGACUCGGUGUUACAAAAGGUACUCCUGGACCCGCCAGGCCACCUGACUCAGCGGGGCCGAAGCUUCCAGGGGCUGGUGCCAGGGGGCAGAAGCGAGGCUUCACCCGAGGAAGGUGCCUGUGAAAACCCCCUCCCGCUGGCCAUCUUGCCCAGGGGGGCCCAGGCCCAGGCCCAGGCCCAGGCUCAGGCUGGGUGCCCACUGGGAAACUCAUCACUGGCCAAGCCUCUAGACUCUCCUACAUACCCUGUCUCCCCAAGAAUGACCUCCAAACCCUGCCAGGGCCCCCCAACAAACUAUGCUGUGACCGUGCCUUCCCACAUGCAGGAAAGUCAGAUUCUGGGUCAGCUCCUGGGUCAUGGACCCCCGGGUCACUGGAGCGGCCGUCUCCCCCAGGGUGCAUCUUCCCAAAGUCACUCCUCCCCGGAGUCUGCCCUGCGACCUUGGGGAGCUGUCAAACUGCGACCUUCGGUGUUGAGCCAGCAGCACCCCGUGCCCUUGGCUUCCACCUGCCUGGAGAAGCUGCCCUUUCUUCCCUCCGUGAAGAUGGAGCAGGGUGGCCUGCAGGCUGCUGCCGAGGGGCUCCCAUUCCCCUCAGUCCACAUCCAGGAGGGUCUAAAUCCUGGUCACUUGAAGAAGGCCAAACUGAUGUUUUUCUUCACACGCUAUCCCAGCUCCAACCUCCUGAAGGCGUAUUUUCCCGACGUCCAGUUCAACCGCUGCAUCACCUCCCAGAUGAUCAAGUGGUUCAGCAACUUCCGAGAGUUCUAUUACAUCCAAAUGGAGAAAUCUGCCCGGCAGGCAAUUUCAGAUGGCGUCACCAAUCCCAAAAUGCUCGUGAUUCUCCGCGACUCAGAACUUUUUCGAGCUCUCAAUAUGCACUAUAACAAGGGAAAUGACUUUGAGGUCCCGGAUUGCUUCUUGGAAGUCGCCAGCUUGACGUUACAGGAGUUCUUCAGGGCUGUCUCUGCAGGGAAAGACUCAGAUCCUUCCUGGAAGAAACCCAUUUAUAAAAUUAUUUCGAAGCUGGACAGUGACAUCCCAGAGAUAUUCAAAUCUUCCAGCUAUCCCCAGGAGCUGCUUCGGAAUUAA